Molecule: messenger RNA, 1800 nt
Organism: Drosophila subpulchrella
Lineage: Eukaryota; Metazoa; Arthropoda; Insecta; Diptera; Drosophilidae
Product: homeotic protein female sterile
Exons: 7
Coding region: 1-1800 (599 amino acids)
Source: RefSeq, a predicted model, not a curated record
AUGGAGAACCUGCAAGUACGGCGAUUGCUCCUCGGACUAGCCGGAUUAGUCCUGAUCGGUCCGGGAUCGGUGGAGAGUAGGCCGGGUGGCGGAGGUCGGUCCGCAAUGGACCUGCAGUCGCACUAUCUGCAGGCCAUCACCGCCUAUCGCAGGCUGGAGAGGAUCCUGCCCAAGGAGGAGCUGCGGGCGGUGACGGGCAUUGGGCUGCUAAACGGAGCCCGCCAGGCGGAGGAGCAGAUGGAACAGCAUCUGGUGGGGGCCGUCAGGGAGCUGUUAUACCAAAUGAAUCUCACGGAAAGCGCACGGGUCAUGUCCAAGAUCGAUGCCAUCGAACAGCAGUUGUCCCGGGACCAGAGAGCCCUGGAGAUCCUCAACAGGGUGAUGGAUGUGGUGUCCCAGGCCAAAGACGAUCAUGAGUUCCGGUUGGAGCUGAGGGAAAUGGCCCAGCAGCAACGGGUGGAGGAGCUAUACCAGCAGGAGCUCUCCGCCGAUCUUACGGACCAGCCAAAACUGGGCGAGAGACUGGGAAAGCUGAGGAAGAACAUCAUCAGGCAGGUGCCGCAGAUGAAGAACGAACUGGAGGCCAAGAUUGAGAAGGCACUGCAGCACCUGCUGGAGCAGGCUGGCGAGGAUGGGCUGCUGGCCAAGGCCAAGCAGAAGGUGGUCCACAAGAGGCAGGUUAAAAAGGGAAAGGAGCAGCAGGAGGAGGAGCAGGAGCAGGAAGAUCGGGCGGAGCAGGAGGAGGCGGAGCAGCGACAGAUGCCCCAGGAAAUGAGGAUUAUCAAGUCCAUACUAUCUGAGGCUCAUGACUUGCGCUUCCAGGAUGACUUUCAGGAGAAUAUGUUGGACCAGCCGCCGCCCAGGAGGAUCAAAAUAGAGCCCAUUGCCUCGGAGCUCGAUGACCUGGAAAUGAACGCAAAGUCGCCAAAUGUUACAGCCAAGGCCAGAGGCAAACCGAAAGUGAGUGCCGCCAAGCCGGAGAAACAGGUGGAGGCGGAGGGCACAGGCUCCUCGGAGCUGGCCACGGAUGACGCGGAUGACGAGGCAGGCGAAGAAGAUCCUGGAGCAGGUGGAGGAGGUGGCGGAGGAGGAGGAGGUGGUGGCCUGGUGGGCAUCAUCGGCAGUCUUAGCGGUGGUGAAGGCGGUUCCGAUGUGGGUGCUCUUAUUGGUGCCCUCACCGGCCUGGUCUCCACCUUGUUUGGCCCCGGUGGCCUGGAUGUCCAAGGUCUGAUCCAAACGGGAACCUCGCUGAUUUCUGGUCUCCUGGGUGGCAACAAGAACUUUGGUCUCGUCCUGGGCCAAUAUGUGGGCACCGCCUUGGAUGGACUUUCUGGAGGCGGCGGAGCGAUCAACAAUGGCCAGUUCUUGGGCAACUUUCUUGGCACUGUGUUGGCCGCCCUCAGCGCAGAUCCCGAGGAGGAGGGCCCGCCGCAGCCGCUAACCUUCACCAAGAACCUGAUAACCAGCUUCCUGGAGGCCAAGUUCCGACCAAAUUCGGAGGAGGGCUCCGAGGAGCGGCACGGAAGUUCGGAGCUGCCACGCCCCCGCAAAAAGAAGGAGGGCGGCGGAUGGGCGGCAGCGGCGGCGAGUAACUUCGAUUCCGGUGGGUUUGUGAAGCAGGUGGCCUCCCAUCUGGUCAGCAAUGCCCUGGGAUUGAUCCUGAACGCCGGACUGGGGGCCGCCGGAGGGGCUUCGAGUGCGGCCAAGAACAUCUUAGCCAGCAGCAGCAUGGGCCACCAUGCCAAGCCGGCGGAUCACCAUCAUCGAUCUUGGAAUCCCUACGACCACGAGCCAUUCUAG